UCUUUCUUUUGAACAGUUCCCGACAACAGAAACUGUCUUUGACUCAUUCUCAAUCGAAAAAUUAAUAAAUGCAAUCGAUAAACUUCUAAUUUCAAUAUACCAUGACUCAAGAAUAUAUAUUUAAGAAUAAAGACAUCUGGACGGCUACAGAUUAUAAAGAGGAAAGGCAACGCAUCCGAGAUUUUUGGUUGCAAUUGUCAGAACAGGAAAGAAGAUCCCUCGCUGAAGUAGAAAAAGAUACCAUCAUACGUCGAAUGAAGGAACAUCAGAAACAUCACUGUCAUUGCACAAUAUGUGAUAAAAAGAGGGCAAGCAUUGAUAUUGAAUUAGAACGUCUUUACGAUGCUUACUACGAAGAGUUGGAAGAAUAUACCUUUCGUCAGCAACAGAAAAGACAAUUAUACAAUAGCUCUACUACCACUUCGACUACGACAACUACUGCGUCAGUUACAUUUGGCGUAGAAGAAGUUUUUGACGAGGAGCAAGAGAUGACAGAUGACAAUGACGAAGAUGACGACGAGGAAGAUGAAGAUAUGAUGAGUGAUUCAGACAACAAUAAGACAGAUGAUGAUAAGAUAGCUAUUAGGCGAAAUCUAACUAAAACAGUGAGAAUCAAAGGAAAUAUGCUGGCUUUAGCGAAUGAUUUUUUGAAAAACGAUGGCAGAGGGUUUAUCAGUAUGAUUGAACAAUUGGCUGAAACAAAACGGAAAAGAGAAAAAGAAGCAGAAGAAGUUCUUCAACAAGAGCGAUGUACAGCACACGAAGAUAACCAUUAUGAUGAUACUGAGGCUCAGCGCGAUGACGCAGCAUCAGAUAGCGAAUAUAACGAAGAAGAUGAAGAUCACGACCAACAAGAGCACGAUCAUGAGGAAGAAGAAGACGAAGAGGACGACGAUGAAGAUGAGGACGACGACGAAGACGAAGAGGAGGAGGAUGAAGAGACCGCUGAACUGAAAAAGAAACAAAGAAUGGAAGAAGGUCGAAAAAUGUUUCAGAUAUUUGCUGCGAGGAUGUUUGAACAAAGAGUUUUAAGUGCUUACAGAGAAAAAAUUGCUCAAGAAAGGCAGAAACGUCUCAUUGAAGAACUUGAAGAAGAAGACCGCUUAAAGCAAGAACGAGAGGCUAAAAAGCAACGUGAAAGAGAGAAGAAAAAAGACAAGAAGCGACAACUGAAAUUGCAGCAAGAAAAAGAACGCCAGGAGUUAGAGAAUAAACGAAAACAAGAAGAAUUAGCAGCUAAGAUGGAACGUGAAAAGAAAUUAGAGAAAGCGCGUUUAAAAAGGGAAGAAGAAAGACGUCAGAAAGAAGAAGAAAGAUUACGAAAAGAGGAGGACCGUCGAAGACGAAAAUUAAAAGAAGAGGAAAGAAAGCGUAAACAAGAAGAGGAAUUACGUCAGCAAAAGAAGAAGCAAUUGGAAGAGAAGAAGAGACUUGAAGCAGAAGCAGCAGCAGUCGCAAAAGCUAAACAAGCUGCUGAGGAGAAAGCUGAAGCUGAUGCAGUGGCUAAAGCGGAACAAGGAAAGACAGCAAAGGAAAAUGAGGAGAAGGAGCGUAAACGUAAAUUACAAGAAUUCACUUAUGCACAGCAACAACAGCAACAGCAGCAACAGUUAGAAGAGCAACAACGGAUACCAAAUGUAUCUACUAUUGGAAGUCCGUCGAGGAAGAAGAAAGCUAAUGAUGUUAACAAAGUGAACAAUGUCAGCGAUCAAGCACAGCAAACACGACAAAUAACUUCCUCAGUAACGCCAUCCAACGUUUGCCAAAAUAAUAACGACACAUCUUAUUAUUCUUUAUUCUCCAAUGUUCUAUUCAGACAGCCUAUAACUAAUAUUUCUAAACCGACCUCUUCAGCGUCUAAUCUCACAAGUAGCAAAAGUGCUUCAUUCAUCGGCAGUAGUAGACGACGACGACAAGGGUUCACAGGUUUAUCAAAUGAUGUGAAAUGGACAAAUGGCUGGACACCCUUAAAUGCCUUCUCGGAUACUGUUCACGAUAGGAUCUUUGGUGAUGUCUUUGCUGGAAGGUAUACACUAAUACUGAAAAAGGCGAAAAAGGCAUACCUAAAAUUGAAUGAAUUUGCACAAGCCCAAUUGUAUAUGACGCCUGAAUACCACACUUUUGAGCAGCUGCAUCAAAUGAUUCAGCAACUAGAAAAAGAAGAGGAAAGAGAAAAUAAACUGGCCGUUACUACGACAACUACAACCAUUUCGACUAAAAAGGUUACUUUUGAAGAAUUGUAUGAAGCAGUGACUCAAUUAGACAGCGGUUUUCAAUGCGUCAAUCAUCCUCAGCAAGGCUUUAUUGUACAUUUACCGUCAAGUCCCUAUAAUUCUACACCGCUACAGUCUACUCGGCCGAUAUUAUCUCAGUCCAUUUUGUUACGGCAGCCAUCACCGCUUUCACAAAGUAGACAAGUCAACCACAUUAAGCAACCAACUAUUACUCAAUUCUCCGCAUCUGUUCCUCCCCCAGGGAAUACUAUUUUGGACGUCUUAUUGACAAACAAUACCACACCAUCAGCCGGAGCCAUGUCAACUAAUUCUCUUGCAGCAGCCAUACCGCCACUGCCCCCAACUACGUUAACAGCAUCAUCUUCAGCUUUCUCAAAUUUCUUUUGAGAAUUGCUCUGUUUUUUUAUGUGAUAACUCAUCAAAUGCGUUAGCUGUCUUGUACUAACGGAAAUAAAAUGAUUAGUGUGCGGUUAUGUUGCAGUAUAAGUUUCCCCUGAGCUGAAUUAAAAAAAAAAAAAAGCAACAGAGCCUUUUUUU
Messenger RNA from Mycotypha africana, 2771 nucleotides. RefSeq names its product salt tolerance down-regulator-domain-containing protein. Lineage: Eukaryota; Fungi; Mucoromycota; Mucoromycetes; Mucorales; Mycotyphaceae. The coding region runs from base 102 to 2621 and encodes 839 amino acids. The record is from RefSeq and is a predicted model, not a curated record. Gene Ontology annotation, cellular component: nucleoplasm. The transcript has 5 exons.